GCUUCCAAACAUGUCCAUCAUGCUCAAAGCCGAGAUUUCUACAUUUUAUCUUGAUUGUUGAUCCUCGUCACGAUGAGUAACCCUUGUAGAGAAGUCAUCACUCUCCAGUUGGGACAUUAUUCAAACUUUGUGGGGACUCACUGGUGGAAUUUGCAGGAUGCGGCGUUAUCGUACGAUCCCGAGACGCCGCCAGGGGACGUCCAGAGUGAUGUCGUGUUCCGUGAAGGACAGACUCUGGGCGGACAUGUCACCCACACACCUCGCCUCAUCGCCAUGGAUCUCAAAGGAAGUCUUCGGACUCUACGGCAGGAGGGAAGUCUGUAUGACCCUGGCAAAGACACGUCUGCUGUCACAUGGGAGGGGAGCCUCAUGAUGCACAAAGAAAGUCCUCCUGCGAAGAACUCCUUUCUUGAAGAUCUGGACAAGUUGGAUAAAGGGGGGAUCUUGGCUGAAGCAGAUUUCUACUCCAGUUCCCAGCCUCAGUGCUCAGCAGGCGCAGUGAGGGUGGACACUGUGAACAGCCAGCUGGCUCGAGUCCAGAAGAGCUACAGGCUGGAGGGCAGCGUGAAGGUGUGGUCCGACUUCCUCAGGAUCCACCUGCACCCUCGCACCAUCUCUGUCAUCCACCAGUACAACCAUGACGGGGAGGCUCACCGUCUGGAGGCUUUUGGCCAGGGAGAGGCUCUCCUGCAGGGGUCGUUGCUUGAGGAGCUGGAGGACAAACUGCACUUCUUUGUUGAGGAGUGUGAUUAUCUUCAGGGUUUCCAGGUUCUAUGUGACCUGGCUGAUGGCUUUGCUGGCCUGGGGUCAAAGGUCACAGAGAUGCUGCAGGACUCUUAUGGUGGAAGAGGCAUCCUAACCUGGGGGUUAGCGCCUGUCAGUCACCCAGAUUCAACUCCAAUGAAGGACCUCUACCACCAAUUAAACUGCACAUUAGGGACAGUCCACCUGGCCAGUAACAGCUCUUUCUUCUGCCCUUUGACCCUGCGUGGAGGACUGGGCAGACGACCCUCCUCUCCUACAGUGUUCCCACACCUAACUUAUGAUCCCUCACUGUGGUACCACUCCAGCUCCGUCCUGGCUUUGGCCCUGGAUGCCCUCACGUUGCCUUACAGGCUGAGGAACAACAGCGUCCCCAUGUGGCAGGUGGCGGACACGCUGGCCGUGUCUGGGAGAAAGGUGGUGGCUGCUUAUGGUGCCGUCCCCUUUCCCAUGAUGCACGGCAGCUGUCUCCCUGACGCCCUGAGUGCCUGCACAGAUGCGUUGCCAUGGAAACCUCUAUCAGCUUGCCCCGAAGCUGGCGACGGUCGAUGUUACGGCCAGUGGGCGACACUCAAAGGCUUUGAGGGCCAGAGACUAAUCAGCCCCCUGGCUCCAGGGACCAAACCACCCACUCCUCUGCACAGCCUCCACAGUGGGGAGGACGUCCUGGCUGCCUACAUCAGAUCCUUCUAUCCUACAGCGCCUCUUGCUCUACAGUUGGUGUCUACUCCCAGUAAGCUGACACCACCUUUCCCUCAGAUAUUCAGUCGGUCCCUCUGUGCUCAGGGUUUCCUGCAGAGCCAGCCUCCCCCUCCUGGCACUCCAGCCCCUGCGGUCUCCUCUGUGCCCGUCAUGACUUCCCUCCAGUCGGGUCCUGCACUCGGCCCGUGGCUGUCCGAGCUGCAUCGUGCUGCCAGCACUCUCGACAUCCGUCGCGUGGCCCCCAGCUUCCUCUCCCAGGGCCCCGAAAUGGCCGACUACAAGGAGUCCCUGGAGCAGCUGCGCCUACUGGGCCGGUGUUACCGUGACGACAGCGGUGGGGUGAUGCGCUCUUCCUCAGAAGAGGAUGAUGAUGAUGACUGAGCGGCAGUCUUAGCUUCAUAAUCUGCAUAGACUGAUGGCUGCUAACCUGGCAUUAGCCUGUCUGCUCUGUUUACCAACCUGCAUGUGCUCACACACACACAGAGAGGAAGAGGAGCUGAGCCUCUGGUUUGUGAAGGACCAGGACUCAAUUACAUGCUAACAGAGAGAGGAGAUUAAGACCUCCAGAAGAGAAAGGUGAUAGAUGUAGCAUCACCAGACUGUAUGGACUAUGGUUACAUUUCUGCAAAUGACUGAGUGUUUUAUACCAAGUGUACACUAUAAAAUGACUAUUUACAUGAAGAGAUGCUGUAGCUGUCACAGCUGUUUUGGGCACAGGUUCCUCUGACCAUUAAUUUACUUGGAAGAGUAGCACGGAUUUUGACAUUUUGGCAUAUGUUUUUUUUUUUUUUCCCCCUCAUUAUCAAACUGGAAACAGCUCAUUUCAUUACCAGAGUUACCAGUUGCUGGAAAAAUCACAUUGACGUUACUGUGCAUCUUUAUAAAUGUCAACGAAGUCGGUGUUUUCUGCAUCUCCUGGUCCAUUUGUGGCGCUCAUACUGAGUAAAUCUUUUAAAACAGGUAAUGUAUUUUUCUUGACAAACUGGGCUCUGUGGCUUUAACAUUACACAAGAACAUUGCUUAACAGGAGUAUAUCUAUUUUGUUUGGGAGUAUUUUCAGUCAUGGAUUAACAGGUAAUUGGGGCAGUUGACCCUAAUUAAAUGCUCUUUGUUGGUAAGAACUAAAUAUUAGCCUUGUUUGUACAUUCUCCCCUACAAUUAAGAAGCCUGUUGCUGUUCCUGCUGUUAGCCUGUUGAACAUGUGAAUCCACUUUAUUAUGCAUCAAAUCUAUAAAGAAAAUAAGUCAGAAAUCUCUACAAAUGGACACUUUGGUGAAAUUAAGUUUACUGGCUAUAAUAAAGUUGGUUCCAAAGAAGGAAAACAAAUAAAACCCUAAAAAAUAACUUGAUUUAA
Chelmon rostratus (copperband butterflyfish) is the source of this 2818-nucleotide messenger RNA. RefSeq names its product misato mitochondrial distribution and morphology regulator 1 (gene msto1). Gene Ontology annotation, cellular component: cytoplasm. The record is from RefSeq and is a predicted model, not a curated record. NCBI's taxonomy places the organism in Eukaryota, Metazoa, Chordata, Actinopteri, Chaetodontiformes, Chaetodontidae. The transcript has 14 exons. Bases 73 to 1845 code for a protein of 590 amino acids. Gene Ontology annotation, biological process: mitochondrion distribution.